Linepithema humile (Argentine ant) is the source of this 2062-nucleotide messenger RNA. It is a transcript of the gene DNApol-epsilon58, whose product is annotated as DNA polymerase epsilon subunit 2. Gene Ontology annotation, cellular component: epsilon DNA polymerase complex. The record is from RefSeq and is a predicted model, not a curated record. Gene Ontology annotation, biological process: DNA-templated DNA replication; error-prone translesion synthesis. Lineage: Eukaryota; Metazoa; Arthropoda; Insecta; Hymenoptera; Formicidae. Gene Ontology annotation, molecular function: DNA binding.
UACUGAUUAUUGCUCCAGUAUGUUAUAGAACUCAAUAGUUUAAGGGUGGGAAAGUUGGGGAAAGUGGCAAAGAAAUAAAAAGACACUUAACCUCUGCGAAUACAUAGUAAUAAUUAAAGACAUAAUAUAAAAUGAUUUGUUUUACAGUGAUUGAAUUUAAUGAAUUUUUGUUUAAUAGACAUUGCCUAAUAUGAUAUUUUUUAUAUUGUUUGUGCUUUCUUACUUAUGAUUACUUAGGUAUAUAUUGCUUAACAAUGGCUGACAAAUAUACACAGAUUAUUCAAAAAAAAUUUUUACUCUACGGUCUAAUAUUGUCAAAAGAGCUUGGAAUAUCUCUUGCAAAGCGGCUAUUGACAGUACCAGAAAAUGAACGUGAAUCUUUGCUUAUUCAGAUUAUAGAGCUAAUUUCAUCCCAAAACUUGAAUGACUCACAUAUUAGUGCUGAACAUUUAAAUCUUGCUAUAAAAGAAUGUUUAGAACCAAAUAAGUUAAAAGAUACAGAAACAAUAUUUAAUAUUAUAAAUGGAUAUGAUAUACCGAAGAUAAAGUAUGAUACAUGUAAGAAGAAGUUUAUUAUUGAUGACGAAAGCUCUUAUAGUGAAGCAGAAUAUAAAUCCUUGAUUUUUAAACAUCGUUUCGAAAUGGUGUGGCACAAGACUUUGAGACAUAAACAGUUUCUAUCUUCUAAGAUUGAGAAACAACAAACAGAUAAAACAAAUUUAAUAACUAUUGAAUAUUUAUUGAGCGAACUGAGAACAGGAAAUGUAUCUGUAAUGGGUCUGAUUACAAAAUUAACAGACAAUCAAUAUUAUUUAGAAGAUACAAGUGGAACUGUUAAAAUUGAUCUAAGCAGUACAGAUUUUCAGAAUACUUUUAUCAUGGAAGGCUGUAUAGUAAUAGUUAACGGAAUUUAUAAGGAUGAUAUGCUGCAUGUAAAAAAUAUCAGUUUACCACCAAUAGAAUCAUUAAAAAGUUUGCGAAAUGAUUUUGAGGGUGCUAAUACAUUUGGUGGACCGCAUAAUGUAUCCUUAAAAAUAUCAAAGAAGCUCCAAGUUCACGAAGAGACUAAUCAAGAUGGAAUAAUAAUAUUCAUAGCGGAGUUAUGGUUGGACGUUCCAAAUAUUCUACAAAAAUUUAGAAAAUUACUGGAAGGUUACAUGACUUAUCCUCCUAUAGCUUUCGUAUUAUGCGGCCAGUUUUUGAGUUUUCCUCCAAAUGCCACCAGCGCGCAAGCCUUAAUAACAGGUUUCAAAAAUUUGGUUGACAUAAUAGCAGAAUAUACAAGCGUAAAGGAAUCUUCCAAAUUUGUUUUUGUACCUGGUCCGCACGAUUUAGGCUCUCCUAAAAUUUUGCCAAAACCUCCUUUACCUAAAUGCAUCAUCGAAAAAGUCACAAAAGUGAUACCAAAUGCUAUUUUUACCACAAAUCCAUGUAGAAUACAGUACUGUACAAAGGAGAUUGUGGUGUUGCGAGAAGAUGUGCUGACGAAGAUGUGUAGGAACGCGUUUCGUUUUCCCAAAAAGGAAUACUUUCUUCAGCACUUUGCCAAGAUCAUCAUUAGCCAGUCACACUUGACUCCUGUGUCUCUUCGAACCGUUCCGAUAUAUUGGAGAUAUGAUCAUGCUCUACAAAUAUUUCCCACACCAGAUCUCAUUGUAAUCGCUGAUAAUUUUGAAACAUACACAACUAACUGUUCCAAUAGUUUUGUGAUCAAUCCGGGAAUGUUCUCAAAAAACUUCUCGUUUCAAGCUUACGUGCCUGCCGUCAAUCAAAUCCAAGAUUGUCAACUUCCCGAUGUACCUUAGAUAAAACAAAAGAUGUUAUAUGAAAAUUAUUUGAUAACUUUUUCUUAUAUCCAAUCCACAUAGAGUUACAUGGAUUUAAUUAAUACACACAGUCUUUCGUAAUGUAUAUUUAUUUCGCUUGGAUAACAAAAUUUUGUUUAUUUUACAAUAUUUCGAAAACGCAUCGGAAAUGGAUCACUUAGAUUAUAACUUUCGCUAAUAUGUAAAUGUAAAACAAAAUUAAAUAAAGUCUGAGAGACAGAAAUAAUUUAAUCACA